AUGAAUUUCUUUGGUGGGAUUAAAGCCCCAACAUCCACUGCCACGCGAUUAUGUAGUCGACGAUUGCUACACCAUCCCGAGCCGGGUCCGUCGAGGUUGUGCUGGCAAUUGGCACCCAAGAACAUCCGGCCGACCACGCACCUCCACCGCUCGUUUUACUCAUCCACAGUCUCCGGCUGUCAGUCUACUCAACCACUGCAUUAUCCAAGGUGGGUUAAUCCGAAGCAAGGACAUGGGUCGCGAGCGGUGAAGUCGGAUGAGGGGGGAGAUUCGGUGCACGCGCCACAAUCGCAGAGUGUGCGGUUAGACAGUAAACAGGACGAUCAAGCACCUCCUUCGGACUCUGCUCCCCCUGCUUCAUCGUCAUCGUCUGGAGAUGGGUCUGAUGAGUCGGACCACCCACCACCACCACCACCACCAUCACCAGAACCGCCAACGCCACCACAAACUUCCAUUUCGAAGCAGUCUGUUCCCGAUGUCUAUCCUCAGGUCCUUGCCCUGCCCAUUGCGCGUCGACCCCUCUUUCCCGGUUUUUAUAAGGCAGUGGUUAUUCGCAAUCCGGCCGUCGUUUCAGCCAUCAAGGAGAUGAUGCGACGCGGACAGCCGUACCUCGGCGCGUUCCUCCUUAAGGAUGAACAGACAGAUAGCGACAUCAUCACGGACAUCAACUCAGUACACCCAGUGGGCGUCUUCGCGCAGAUCACGAGUGUGUUCACCGCUGGCGGCAAGGAGGACGACAAGGAGGAGGGGCUUACCGCGGUGCUCUACCCUCACCGGCGAAUUAGGAUCACUGAGCUUGUCAAGGCUGGCAAGGCUAAGGUUGAGCCGUCUGAAGCAACCGAAGCAACCGGUGAAGAGUCUUUGCCAACGCCCCCUCCGGAGACCACAACACCACCACCGGUCCAGACGUCCUUUCUGCAUAACUAUAGUGUCUCCAUCGUCAAUGUCGAAAAUCUGGCCACGCAGCCGUACAACAAGGACGAUCAGUACAUCCAUGCAUUCAUGUCCGAGAUCGUGUCGGUAUUCAAGGACAUUGCGCAGUUGAACCCGCUGUUCCGCGACCAGAUCACCAAUUUUUCGAUUAAUCAGGUCCCAUCGAAUGUCUUUGAUGAGCCGGACAAGCUCGCAGACUUUGCGGCGGCUGUCUCGACUGGAGAUGUUAACGAGCUGCAAGACGUCCUCGAGGCUCUCAACGUCGAAGAUCGUCUGCGCAAGGCGCUACUCGUGCUGAAGAAGGAGCUCAUCAAUGCACAGCUCCAGAGCAAGCUCGCACGCGACGUGGAUAACAAGAUCGCGAAGCGCCAGCGCGAGUACUACCUGAUGGAGCAGCUGAAAGGCAUCAAGAAAGAGCUUGGCAUGGAGUCUGAUGGAAAAGACAAGGUGAUCGAGAAGUUCAAGGAGCGGGCCGCAUCGUUGAAGAUGCCGGAGACGGUGCGGAAGGUGUUUGACGAGGAGCUGAACAAGCUCCAGCACCUUGAGCCGUCUGCGUCCGAGGCGAACGUUACACGGAACUACCUGGAGUGGCUGACGCAGAUUCCUUGGGGCCAGCACUCGCCGGAGAACUAUUCGAUUACUCAUGCUCAGAAGGUGCUGGAUGAGGAUCAUUACGGCCUGAAGGACGUCAAGGACCGCAUCCUCGAGUUCAUAGCUGUGGGCAAACUUAGGGGUACAGUCGAGGGUAAGAUUAUUUGCCUCGUAGGUCCUCCUGGUGUCGGCAAGACAUCCAUCGGCAAGUCGAUUGCACGCGCUUUGCACAGGCAAUUCUUCCGGUUCUCAGUUGGUGGCUUGACGGAUGUUGCAGAGAUUAAAGGGCACAGACGCACUUACGUCGGGGCGCUCCCGGGCAAGAUCAUCCAGGCUCUGAAGAGGGUCGGCACUGAAAACCCCCUGGUUCUCAUUGACGAGGUGGACAAGAUCGGGCGAGGCAUCAAUGGCGAUCCUGCAAGCGCGCUGCUCGAAAUGCUGGAUCCUGAGCAGAACACUGCGUUCUUGGAUCAUUACAUGGAUGUCCCUGUCGACUUAUCUCGUGUUUUGUUCGUCUGCACAGCCAACAUCCUUGAUACUAUUCCUGCGCCCUUACUCGACCGGAUGGAAAUCCUGGAAGUCAGCGGUUACGUCUCAGAGGAGAAGGCUGUGAUCGCGGAGAAGUAUCUAUGUCCACAGGCGAAGGAGGCGUCAGGUCUGAAAGAUGCCGAUGUCCAACUGGAGCCUGCCGCCGUCGACGUGUUGAUUAAGUACUACUGCCGUGAGAGCGGAGUUCGCAACUUAAAGAAGCAUGUCGAGAAGAUCUACCGCAAGGCCGCAUUGAAACUUGUCCAGGAUCUCGGCGAGGAGGUCUUCCCUGAACCUGUCGUCAGUGCAGAGGCACCGAAGGACGAGCAGAAGACCGUUGAGAAGCAGGAUGCGCCGCCGAACAACCCUGCGGCCCCCGAGUCGACGGUUCCAAAGCCCGAUCAGGAGGAGGAUAAGGAGCGCGUGGUCACUACUGUCGAACGCAAGCCGAUGAAGAUUCCUGAUACAGUGCACGUUCACAUAACUCCUGACAAUCUGAAGGAGUACGUCGGCCCCCCGAUCUACUACAAGGACAGACUGUAUGCGAAGCCGCCGCCGCCGGGUGUCAGCACCGGGUUGGGAUACCUGGGCAAUGGUUCUGGCGCUGUUAUGCCGAUUGAAGCCACGACGAUGCCUGGCAAGGGUGCCCUUCAACUUACUGGUAAGCUUGGCGAGGUUAUCCGAGAGAGCGCUCAGAUCGCGAUAAGCUGGGUCAAAAGCCACGCGUACGAGUUGGGCGUCACAACCUCGGCCGAUCAGCAGUUCCUAGUGGAUCGAGAUAUGCAUCUGCACAUGCCCGAGGGCAGUAUCGGGAAGGAGGGCCCGAGUGCAGGCACUGCCAUUUUGACUGCUCUCGUGUCGCUGUUCACGAAGACUCAGGUCAAUCAGGAUAUUGCUAUGACGGGGGAGAUCACGCUUGUCGGGCAGGUGCUUCCGGUGGGCGGGCUGAAGGAGAAGAUUCUCGCGGCUCACCGUGCCGGUAUCAAGACGAUCAUCGCACCGGAGGCGAACCGCACUGAUAUCGAGGAGAACGUGCCCCAGAGCGUCAAGACGGGGAUCCGGUUCGUGUAUGUCGAGGACGUCCGGGAGGUCCUGCAAGAGGUGUUCCGCGGGACGCCCAUCGCGGAGCGGUGGAAGGACACGCUUUUGGUCUCUUGA
Messenger RNA from Laetiporus sulphureus 93-53, 3210 nucleotides. RefSeq names its product ATP-dependent protease La. Gene Ontology annotation, cellular component: mitochondrial matrix. Gene Ontology annotation, biological process: chaperone-mediated protein complex assembly; mitochondrion organization; protein catabolic process. NCBI's taxonomy places the organism in Eukaryota, Fungi, Basidiomycota, Agaricomycetes, Polyporales, Laetiporaceae. Gene Ontology annotation, molecular function: ATP binding; ATP-dependent peptidase activity; single-stranded DNA binding. The coding region runs from base 1 to 3210 and encodes 1069 amino acids. The record is from RefSeq and is a predicted model, not a curated record. The transcript has 8 exons.